This is a messenger RNA of Aspergillus steynii IBT 23096, 2714 nucleotides long. RefSeq lists its product as uncharacterized. The transcript has 11 exons. Gene Ontology annotation, biological process: DNA-templated transcription; regulation of DNA-templated transcription. The coding region runs from base 355 to 2655 and encodes 766 amino acids. Gene Ontology annotation, molecular function: DNA-binding transcription factor activity, RNA polymerase II-specific; DNA binding; zinc ion binding. The record is from RefSeq and is a predicted model, not a curated record. Lineage: Eukaryota; Fungi; Ascomycota; Eurotiomycetes; Eurotiales; Aspergillaceae.
GCUUGCGUUAUGCGAUGCGCCCCUUUUAUUCUGUCCGUUCCUGAAAUCCUGACAUGCUGACGUAGAGGCAUAGCUGAUUUCCUAAUUUACUCAUGAGACAAGUUUCGCAACGACUGGAAUGCGAAUCUCGAUAGAUCAGGAUGAUCGUCCAAUCACCUGCCGACAUGAGCGCCUUCGGCUCCGAACGCUUCGGUUCCGUCGCGGAGGAUCCGCUCUUCACGUUCAAAUAACAGCGAGACCUCCGCCGCCUCUGCUCUUCUGCUCGUCUUCGCCAAUCUCUCGUUUUAUUCCGCUGGUAUUUCCCGUCUUACCGACCGAUCGGCGCCGAAGGGUUAUGGUUAUUUCCUGUUUUCGAUGAGCGCCGUGGACCAUUACGUUAUGGCCGACACGCCGACGAGUAAGGUGUCGAAAACUUGCGAUCUGUGCAAAGCACGAAAGGUCCGCUGCACUAGGUCCGGGGAUGACGAACACGCCGCGUGCGAUUAUUGUAUUACUCGCAAGGCCCGAUGCCACUACAGCUAUAUGAAGCCGCCCCGAAAGCGCAAACAACGGACGGAGGAUGUCGAAAGUCCGUCGGGGGGCUCGGAAACCCACUCGUUAGUUAAACGGCCAGCUUUAACCUCCCCCGAACCGGCUGCCAUAUGUCCGUCUAUUCCAGAUGAGACCGUCGCCAAUAAGAAUUCAACCAGGCAGCUGCCACCGCCAUCGGGCAUCACACCGUCGAGUUUAUAUGUUGAUCACCUCCUAGCAAGUCGGCAGACGCCUGCUCGUGGUCGGGAUGAAGAGGUUGUUAAUAAAGUAGCAGAGAUUUUCGGCCCAAGCUCGAAUAUAUCCUUCUUUUCCAAAGCUAGAGUUGACGCACUGAGCGCCCGGCUGGGACAUACGCGGCUGAGUCAACUUCUUGAAACUAUCGGAACUGUUGCCAACUCGAGAACGAAAGGAGCCAAUAAGGCUGCUAAUUUGCCAUUCCUGCGACAACAGAACUUGCCACCGUUGGAACUAUCGGAAGAUGUCUCUACAGCGUGUAUACAAGCAUUCUUUACCCAUGUCCAUCCAGUAUACCCAUUCCUCGAUCAAAAGGCUUUUGAGCAACGACUAUAUGGACACCUACUGUACCCAUCGCUCGAAGCCGACAGGGUUUGGUCGGGAUUAUACUAUGCUGUUUUGGCGCUUGGCUGUCAAUAUAAUGAUGGUGGCAGUUUUGACCCUGGGAAAGGACAGGCUUGGUGUUUCUUUGAGAGAGCUAUGUCCUGCUUCUCAGAUAUCAUCUUCACCAAGGGGUCUUUGAUGGCGAUUCAGGCACUUACGGCGAUGGCCAUCUUUUCGACUAAAUUAUCGGCGUGGCAGUUCGAGGCACUGCUGAUCUCGGAGGCCGCUAGGAUGGCUCAGAACAUGGGAUACAAUCGGAACAGGGGAUCAAAAGACAACCUUUCUCAUCGCGUGUUUUGGGUCCUCUAUUGCCUCGACAAGACAUCUUGUUUUGUUACGGGACGGACAUCCAACAUCAUGGACGCUGAUAUUGGUUGUCCGAUUCCUUAUGUUCCCGAGUCCAUAUUUGGCGACUAUGACUGGUUUCUCACACAUGCGCGCUAUGCUCGACUUGUCUCCCGAAUUUAUAGCACUAUAUUUUCACUCAGCGCGGCUGGCAACUCAUCAAGUUACUACCUAGAUCGCAUACAACAUCUACUGGAAGAGCUUGAGUCAUGGAAAACAUCAAUUCCUGAGAGUUAUCGCCCUGGUGAGCCUCUUCAAGCGAGGCUGAUGCCCGGCCCGGUCGCGGUUUCUGUUGCUUUGCAUACGCAAUACUACUAUUACAAUGCUUUAAUGACACUAUCACGGACUGCUCUCUACCUUGGCGACGGUCCGAAAGAGAUGGGAUUGCAACUACGCAUGAAACGGCUUUUGAUAGAUACAGCUUGCUCGAUCUUGGAGCUGACAAAAUACAUCGAGGUUGCAUCUUAUACAUCACUGUGGGUACUUGCCAUCAUGCCUCUUUCAGCUCUAUUUAUUCUUUUCGAUCAAGCAGUACACAACCCAUUGCUCCCGCAGACCAACACCUAUCUAGCUCUGUUGGAUAUUGCUACCGGGCACUUCAGCCGGCUUGAUUACGCAAGUCAAGGAACAGUUCCGAGCUCUCUUCUGGCUGAGUUCGCGCACAUUGCGCGGCAAUAUAUUCGCGAUCUGCAAAUGAAAGAGUUCGGCCGCGACCGGUAUCAAGUUAUUCAAACAGCGCAACGACGCGAGAGCCACGAUGCAUCAGGAUACGACCAGACGAAGGACGGUGGGGUUCCUAACAUAGCCGGCUCAACCAUACAGCCACAGAUCGCUGCACUAGAGAAUCCUAUUAGCGGUGGAUUUCUAGGCUCUCAGCCCCUUGCUACGCCAAACCCACCUAUUAACCAGACAUCCGGUCUUGUAAUGCAACAGUAUACCCACCAAGAACCAAAUGAACGGCAAACAAGCGAUGCAUCCAAACAGCUCGAAUCUGAGAAGACGAGAGUCGGAAACACUGGAUCGAUGAGCUCUCAGUAUGAGGCUUCGGCGUUGGCAAUGGAGACUAUCUCUGGAGCGAUUGCCUCGGAGGAAUUUCAACUGCUCGGGAUCGACGUCAUGGAUCUUUUUGAUACGAUGAAUUUUACCGGAGAGAUGCCUUGAUUGCACUGGUUUAGAGUAUUACUCGGAUGUGUUUGACUAUGUGUAUAACAAUGAACUGU